AUGGCCAUUUCGGCGAAUAAGAAGCAGUAUCCGGCCUGCCCAGAUGGAGGCUGGGGCUGGAUGGUGGUUUUGGGUUCCUUCAUGAUACAUGUGAUAGCCGAUGGAAUAAUCUACAGUUUUGGAUUGUUCUACUACGAGAUUGCCAAGCACUUUGCAGGGGGCAAAGCUGCCAGCUCAAUGGUCGUCUCGCUGAUGAAUGGAAUGACUUAUUUUAUUGGUCCAAUAGCUAGCGCUUUAACAAUCAAAUUUGGAUGUCGAUUGGUGACUAUUGCCGGCGCCAUUUGCACCAGUGUUGGAUUUUUUCUCAGCGUAUUUGCUCCAAAUGUUUACACACUUUAUUUCACCAUUGGAAUCUGUGGUGGUUUUGGUUUUGGCUUGAUGUACCUUCCAGCAAUUGUGAUCGUCACAUCUUAUUUUGAAAAAAGACGUGCUUUUGCUACUGGAAUUGCAGUCUGUGGUUCAGGAAUCGGAACGGCCAUAAUGUCUCCUCUUAUUGAGUAUCUCAUCGAUGAAAUGGGCUGGAAAGGGGCAAUGCUGGUGGUUGCAGGUGUAAUGCUGCUGUGCUGUCUUUUUGGAAUUCUCUUCAGGCCGUUGCCUCCCAUUGUGGAAACUACGCCAGAGUACAGCUCAACGAGUGGCAUUGAAGGAAAAGAGACAAAUGAAAAAACCGAGUUCAAUUUGACCAUAGUCCCUAGCAUCAUUGAAGAGGAAGAGGACGCUGACGAAAGUGUAGGCGCAAUGUCUCAGAGUGCACCGCGUCUCUCGAUGCCACACGAAAAGGAGAUUCGUUUUCCAAAAAGCAACUGCAAGCCAGCAAAAAGCUUCAUUUACGAUAUUUAUGGUGUUUAUGAUGUGGGCUUUUACAUAAUUG
Molecule: messenger RNA, 871 nt
Organism: Rhagoletis zephyria (snowberry fruit fly)
Lineage: Eukaryota; Metazoa; Arthropoda; Insecta; Diptera; Tephritidae
Source: RefSeq, a predicted model, not a curated record